CGAAAUUCAAGAAUUGUUUUUGUUGAUGUAGAUUUCAGUAGAUUUCAAUUUGUUAUUAAAAUAGAUGCUUUUCUAUUAAAAUGGAAACAGAAACAUUUAAUAUUUACGGGAAAUGUAGAUUUUGUAACAUUGAAGGCAGCCACAGAGACCUUAUGAAAGAAUACAUCCAAAAUGGGUAUCGCGAAGUUUAUUCCGAUAUUUUUCAAGAAUGUUUCAAUUUAUACCUAUGCAUAGUAUCAAAACAGAGUAGAUUAAUAUGUGCAACAUGCGUGAAACAUCUGCGGGAAGCCAAUACCUUCCGAACCAUGGUCAUAAGAGCAGAGCAGGAUCUAGUAGCAGCGAUGAGCAAGGAGCCAGUGUUUAUAAGUAUGAACGACAAUGAUAGUGACUGGAAGAAACAAAAUCAAGAUGUGAAACCAGAGGUUAAAGUUAAAUUGGAAGGCGAGGACUCUGAUGAUGGUGAUGAUGAUGAUGAUUAUAUUCAAGAUGAUGAUAUUACUACCUCCAGUACACUAUUGCAAAAUAAUGAUGAUAAUAUGGUGCCAGGGGAAGCGGAACUAUUAUCUAGAUUUCCCAAGAACAGUUUAAAACCUUUGCCAACUAGAGCUACCCUCUUCCAUACUUGUGACAAUUAUGUCAAACAUUUGGAUUCUUUGAAAGGAAAACUAAUAAAUGCGAACACGAUCAAAAACCUCUUAGAACGACAGCGGAAAAGUUCGUCCAUGUAUUUGACGGAAAAGAUGGCGCUCGUCAACAAUAUAACAAUAUUGCUGGAACAUUCCAACAUGGCGCCGUUCAAACCGAAAAGAAGAUCUGGUAUACUCUGCUAUUAUUGUAGAAAAGAAAUCGAUAGCUUUGAGAAACUCCAAAAUCACCAAGACUCAGAAAACUGCAAGGGUCUCAUGAAGAAAAUUCUAACCAAAUUCUCCGCGGAGAGCUUCGUUGUCUAUGCUCAUGUGUCGGAUUUAAAAUGUACAAUAUGUAACGAAAAUGUGGAGAAUUUAAACGGUUUAAAAACCCACUUGAGCAGCGCGCAUAAGAAGAAAAUAUUCACGCAAUACAGCGACAGAAUCGUACCUUUCAAGCUCAUAAAGGGCAACGAAUUUCAAUGCCAAAUCUGCGGGUUUAACUUCGAAACCUUCGGAUCCAUAGAACGUCAUAUGAACGUUCAUUAUAGAAACUUUGUUUGCGAACAAUGUGGCGCGGGUUAUAUGACGAAAAAGCGGCUAAAAGUCCAUUGGAGAUACUCGCACGAAAACGGUUCGUUUCCUUGUGAUUUGUGCAAAAAAGUGUUCCCCUCCCAACACAAGUUCAACUGCCAUAACAGUAUAGUGCAUCGAUCUGUCAAGAAAAAUAAGUGUACAAAGUGUCCGUUACGUUUCGCGGAUUAUUUUAACAAGCACAAACAUAUGGUCGAAGUGCACGGUGAGCCGCCAUUGCAAUAUAAGUGCAAUGUUUGUGACGCGGUAUUUAGGCGGCGAUACGCUUUGUCGUCACAUGUCAAGCGACGCCAUCUUGAAGUACGUGACGUUCAGUGUGAAAUGUGUGCGUAUAAGUGUUAUACGGGGACGGAAUUAAAAGUGCACAUGAUAAAACAUGUCGGGGAGAGGACGUAUCAGUGUAGUGUUUGUAAAAAAUCGUAUGCUAGGAAGAAAACUUUAAAGGAACAUAUGAGGAUACAUGCGAAUGAUAGGCGGUAUGUUUGCGCGUUGUGUGGACAGGGGUUUGUGCAGAAUUGUAGUUUGAAAGGACAUAUGCGGGCGCAUCAUGCUGAUGUAGAGAAAAUUUGAAUGUUUUUUCGCGAUUUUUCUCAAGUUUGUCGUACCGCACAUACCUACAUGGUGUCCCAAGAAGUAGUGAUAUACUGUAGAAUGGAAAAAAAACUAAACUCCGAAAAUCCAAAAAUUGGCUUAACAAAUAUGGGGGUGAUUCGGAUAGCCCUCUAGGGCCUCUACCUCCCAGCUUCAGAAUAUCACUUCUUCUUGGGACACCCUGUAUACUUUAUGGACCCUCUACACAAUGGGCACCGUCGGGCGAGAAGAUGCAACCACGAUAGUGUAGAGGUUAAUGUCUAUGAACUAUGAUCGGCCGUCGUUGUAGAUGUUUUCUCAUAAUCGCCGAAAUGGCGGCCAACAUCGACAAUCAUUUGUCAGAAGUGAAACUUCUUUGACAAGAUUCAAAAAUAUCAAAAUCGCCCCCUUAAUCCAUGACGUGACGGUAUUGCCAUGACGCCACCUUGAAAUUUUACUCUCAACGCGCCUAAAGAAGUCUCACUUCACUAAUUCGAAUAUAUUACUUAAGUACGAAGUUCUCAACGAUUACGAUAUAAGGGUGCUUUUCCACCAAUAAUGUGCGAGGAUGGGUAG
Colias croceus (clouded yellow) is the source of this 2366-nucleotide messenger RNA. RefSeq names its product zinc finger protein 155-like. The record is from RefSeq and is a predicted model, not a curated record. Gene Ontology annotation, cellular component: nucleus; chromosome. Bases 81 to 1790 code for a protein of 569 amino acids. The transcript is spliced from 5 exons. Lineage: Eukaryota; Metazoa; Arthropoda; Insecta; Lepidoptera; Pieridae. Gene Ontology annotation, molecular function: zinc ion binding; chromatin insulator sequence binding. Gene Ontology annotation, biological process: regulation of transcription by RNA polymerase II.